Molecule: messenger RNA, 3748 nt
Organism: Anguilla rostrata (American eel)
Lineage: Eukaryota; Metazoa; Chordata; Actinopteri; Anguilliformes; Anguillidae
Product: NHS-like protein 3
Exons: 3
Coding region: 1255-1758 (167 amino acids)
Source: RefSeq, a predicted model, not a curated record
UAAAUGUAGAAAUUAACGUUUUCCGUGUUCAGUGAGCAAACGACAUUGGAGAAACUACACUGAGUCUGGAAGCUGCGUCGUAGUCUAUUUUUAUACGGUCUAUGGUCGUAACACUCAGAGAAGGAGGAAUUUCAGAAACCGGUACAGAUAGAGCGGUGAGCCCCCCCAGCCAGAUUGGGGAGCAGACUGUGCCCCCCAUGAGAACAAUACCUUGGGAAACAGUGACCACUGCCAUGGUAACAACAGCAACUAUGGUACCGGCACCCCCCUGCUCAUUUACUGGGGAUUCCAUGCCCCUGGCUGCCCACACACAGGAGCCAAUCCAGGAAGCGAUACCACCCGCUGCUGUAGUGACUGUUGCCAUGGUGACCGUGCCCAAUGACACAGCAGAGGUGACCCAGGUAUCUUUUCAGCCAGGUCCUCCUACAGCUCCGUGCAGGAGAAGAAAGUCACUAGACCUCCCACCUUUUCUAAAGGAAGUCCCACCCCCUCCACAGGAAGCCACACCUCUCCCUAAAGAAGCCCAGCCCCCUACACAGGGAGCAGGGAGCCCCACCUGUACCAAAAUAAUUCUCGCCCCUCCACAGGAAGCACCACCUGUACCACAGGAUGUCUUGCCAUCCACACAGGAAGUUCCGCCUGUUCCAGACGAAGUUCCAUCUUCAUUCUUCAUUCCUAGCUGUCCCCACAGUGCUCUCAUCUGCCCCCUCCCCAGCCUGUGGAGGAGCAGACCCCUCCCACCUGUCCAGUGGAGCCUGGCCCAGCCAAUCAGGAGGCUGAGAGCAUGUGUUCCCAUGACCUUGUCCAUCCUUCUGCAGAUGGUGCGAGCUGGCGGGUUCACAGGAGCCCCCACCCAGAAAAGCAAGCCCAGGCUUGUUACAUGUACCUCCACUCCAGCUUAUACUGCCCCCUAGUUUGAUUUAGCAUAGGUUAGGUCAGAGUAAUGUUCACUGUGUGAACUGGACUUUACGUGUUCUUGGCUGUGAGUAACUGUACAAAAUGAGUAUUGUACCUUAUCAGACCUGUGUUUGUAGUUGUUCCAAUGACCUUUGCUAUGCACUUUUGUAUGUUGCUUUGGAUAAAAGCAUCUGCCAAAUAAGUGUAAUGUAAUGUAAUGGACUUGGGGAGAGACUGGACCAGGACCAGAACCAGGCUGAUGGACAGAGUCCUACUCAGAAGCCUGAGACCCUGCCUGUAACAGCUCCGCCCCCCACCAUCAACCACCCACCUCCCGCCACUGGCUCCGCCCCCUCCAUGAGGCUCCAGGAGGCCAUCCGCAUGAAGACGGCGGCCAUGUCCCGUCUGGGGUCCCGCUCGCCUCGCUCCGCCUCCCCCUCCCCCAGCCCCUCCUCCCCCUCCCCCAGCCCCUCCCCUGCCUCCCCCUCCCCUUCCUCCCCCUCCCCCGCCUCCACCGCCAGCUUCAUCUUCGCCAAGAGCCCCCGAAAGGUCGUCAUAGAGACGCCCUCGUCGCCCGAGGGGCAGGCGGGGCUGAAGGCGGAUCUCGCGGCCGAGCUGGCGCGGGUCACCGGUCCCGCCAAAAACGCCAAGGUCCCGCCCCCUGUGGCCAAGAAGCCCGCGCAGCACACUGACCAGGCCCCGCCUCCCGACCAAACGGCGACCGAAAAUGGCGGGGUGGCCGCGCCCGCCGAGGAGACGCCAGGAGCUCUACCAAAGGAGAACCCCGAAUCAUCAAACCCCAAACCAGGUGGCGCACAGCCCGCAAGCACAGACCAAGUGACCUUAUCGCCACCGCCUUGAUCAAUGGACCGACUGACCAAUCAGGACUGUGGGACAUAGUCUCUCAUUGGCCAUUUGUGAGGGAGGUGAAUUAAGUGCAGGUGUCAAGAGAAGGGGGAAAAAAGAAAGUCAGAGAAAGUGAGAGAUGGAGAUGGAGAGGGAGAGGAGAGAAAAGAAAGAAAAGACAUGGAACCAUUGGGAAAAAAAGACUGAAGCCUUGAGAAGACUUGGUGGCCUUAUAACAGCCUUUGUGUUUAUGCAAGAAAGGUGUUGGUCUUUAAUUUCUUAUAAAGUUACAGCUUUUUUGAGCAUUUUUCUGAAUUCCAGAAAGACUUUACUCUGGCUGCUGCCGAAUGCCAUGUCUCCUGGCACAGGGUGGACAAAAAACAUUUGUUUCUGAGGAGUUUUGCUGAAUUCACUGGCAGUUUGGUGAGGAGGUUGCACACAAGGUUUCCCUCUAGUGGUGCAAGAGGAGGAUGACCACCAAGACAUGGUUCAGGUGUGCUUGUUGCUUUGUAUUCAUAACAAACUGGACACUAUAUCACUUAAAAUAUGCACUAUUCUUUCAUCUAGUUGUUCUGUUAAUCAUCAAAAUCAUCACUGUCAUCACAAUUAAACUAAUUGUUUCCUGUAUAUCACAUAAGCCAUCCAAUCCAAUGUGGAAACACAAAUAUGAGUAUUUUCUUUUCUUAUUUUUAGUGUGGUUUCAUCAUUGUAAUUUAGUGGUCUGUUUUUGUGUAGGAAUGAGUAGCCUAUUCUGGCCGGGGAGUCCUGCGUUCACUACAAAGAAAAGAGUAUAUUUACAGAGCUAAGCUACAACAGCACUUUGUGCGGUAAAUGAGCCGCACCUUGUUUUUUAUGGUUGUUUUUUUUAUUUUUUUAUUUUAAUAUUCCUUAAGAUAGCAUUAUGGCACAGCCAUUUUUGAGAGCUGUAUUAUGUUAAAUGUGGGCUGGAACUGCUGUUCAUCUUAACUGCUGCGGGGAGUGGGGGGGGGGGCUGCAUGGCUUUUAAACUCUGUUCCCCUUCAGAGCUCAUGCAGUACAUACACACCUGCUCUGCAGGGCCUGUUACACUGUCUGAUUCGAAACCACCACGGUUUUUUCUGUGUGCACCUGAUGUCAUGUCUCGAACCCGUCUCCCUGAACAGGUGCCCCCUCUCCCAUUUUCCCCACAGACUCUCGUUAAAAGACGGUUUGCUCCCUGAAGAGGUUGGUGUUACAGGCAGACAUGAACUUAACGUGAAAAAGUAUUUUUUUUAAAAUCAGAUCAUAAAUUUCAUUUACCUUUGUUUCCUGUUGGUAGAAUACUGUUUUCUUCUCUCGUACUAAGUAACAUAUGGUUAUAUGUAUGCGGUGUCCUUUAUGUAAUUUUUUUUUUUGAUAAUCGUUUUCUUCUUGUAAAUUUAAAAUAAAUAGACAACAGUGUUGCUCAGUUCAGAGGGCGUGGUCACAGGACACUUGGGCGGACCGAAGGUGGACAGGAGAGCUGUUGAUAUAUAGCCACACCCCCUUCAUGUGAGGUGUAUUUUAGCCACACCCCCUCCUGUUUUGUGUAAGUUUAGGAACUAUGGGUAUCGAGGAGCCCAGCUUCAGGUGUACCUGACUGAAACCAGGUAUGCACACUUCUGUGUACAUUUGGUUAGACAGACGUGAAUCAAUCCUGACCAGGCAGGGCCUGUGGAUUUGUGGGUUCAAAAAAAAAAUAGCAGCUAAAGAGAGAGUCUCGGCUUGGAAAAGAAGUUCAGUUGUCAGUUUGGUCCCAGAACAGGUGUAAGGUAGCCGGGCUAACCCCAGAUUCACCCCCAAACAGAACAGCGCAGGUAGAGCAGGUCUGCUUUAUAAGUGUCUGCUCUGGGCUCACCUUCUCUUGAAAUGAUUAAACCCGAAAAUCUAAUUUCUGCUUUGCUUUUCUCUUCUGUGGCACAGCUGUCCUUGCUCAGGUAAUCAGGGAAAUGGAAACAGACUCUCAACCACUGUCUGAAAAUUCUACCUUGGAAAUGCAAAAAAACAA